ACUUGCCACAAUAACCUCACCCUCUCUUCUUUCUUCACCUUCUACAAUGAAAACAUUAUUAUUUUUAGCAACAUUUCUUGUGGGCCUUUAUCAUUCAUGUGUGUAUGGUGACACAAAGUCCGAAAUCACAUCAUGGUGUAACCAAACACCUCACCCACAACCAUGCCAACACUUCUUGACCACUAACUCGAACCAUGGUCCCAUUAACCAAAAGCUAGACUUUGUAAAAGCCUUAUUAAGGGUCACAUUAGAUCAUGCACAACAUGCAAUGUCACACACUCAAACGCUCGGCUCAAAAUGCCGCAACGAUUAUGAAAAAGCCGCAUUGGCCGACUGCUUAGAGCUUUAUGAAGACACCAUCAUGAACAUAAACAAGACUGUUGAUCCUAACCAUAAGUGUAGCCAGGUUGACACGCAGACGUGGCUCAGCACCGCGCUCACAAACAUGGACACAUGCAAGGCUGGGUUUGAAGAGCUUGGUGUCAACAACAACGUGUGGUCGUUGAUGGGCAACAAUGUGUCGUCUAUGAUUAGUAAUACGUUAGCAAUGAACGAAGGUGGCGAGUCGUUUAACAAUGGUGCACCGAGUCCUCAAAUUUUAGGGUUUCCGUCUUGGGUGAAGCCGGGUGAUAGGAAGUUGUUGCAAUCUAAAACUCCUAAGGCGGAUGUUGUGGUGGAUAAAGGCGGUUCUGGUGACUAUAAGACGAUUGGGGCCGCUAUAGCGGCUGCUGGUAAGCGGUCCGGGAGCAAGAGAUAUGUUAUUCAUGUGAAGGCUGGUGUUUAUAAGGAAUAUGUUGAUAUUGGUUCAAAAGUAAAGAAUAUAAUGCUUGUAGGAGAUGGUAUUGGGAAAACUAUAAUAACCGGUAGUAGAAGUGUUAGAGGAGGCAGCACCACCUAUAAAUCAGCCACUCUUGCUGUGUUGGGAGACGGAUUCAUUUGCCGCGGAAUCACCAUCAAAAACACCGCGGGCCCAAAAAGCCAGGCGGUGGCAGUCCGCAACAAUUCUGACCUUUCGGUUUUCUACCAAUGUAGCUUCGAGGGGUACCAAGACACAUUAUACGUCCACUCAAACCGACAGUUUUAUCGCCAAUGCGACAUCUAUGGCACCAUUGAUUUCAUUUUUGGUAACGCGGCAAGCGUUUUACAAAAUUGCAACAUUUACUCUCGAAAAGGACCUACCAAGACCAACACGUUGACCGCACAAGGACGAUCAGAUAAAAACCAAAACACGGGAAUUUCAAUCCACAACUGUCGUAUCACCGCGGCCCCUAACGACCCAAACAGUGUACCGGCAGUUAGAACAUACCUCGGGCGACCUUGGAGGCAAUACUCGAGGACGGUUGUUAUGAAAUCGAACCUAGAUAACUUAAUAGACCCCGCGGGGUGGAUGUCAUGGGGCGAUGAUAACGCGCUUAAGACAUUGUAUUAUGGCGAGUAUAAGAACACUGGGCCUGGUUCCUCAACAUCGAAACGGGUUGACUGGAAAGGUUAUCAUGUGAUCACAAGCAGCACCGAGGCGACAAAGUUUACCGUUGGGAAGUUUAUUGUUGGAGGUUAUUGGUUGCCGGUAACCAACGUGCCAUUUACUUCCGGUCUUUGAUUGAGUUCAACUGUUUAUAUGGUAUACUUGUUUUUUCUUUUCUU
Molecule: messenger RNA, 1644 nt
Organism: Helianthus annuus (common sunflower)
Lineage: Eukaryota; Viridiplantae; Streptophyta; Magnoliopsida; Asterales; Asteraceae
Product: pectinesterase 2
Exons: 2
Coding region: 47-1600 (517 amino acids)
Biological process (GO): cell wall modification
Molecular function (GO): pectinesterase inhibitor activity; pectinesterase activity
Source: RefSeq, a predicted model, not a curated record